Messenger RNA from Triplophysa rosa, 3154 nucleotides. It is a transcript of the gene nherf1b, whose product is annotated as NHERF family PDZ scaffold protein 1b. Gene Ontology annotation, cellular component: apical plasma membrane. Lineage: Eukaryota; Metazoa; Chordata; Actinopteri; Cypriniformes; Nemacheilidae. The coding region runs from base 203 to 1342 and encodes 379 amino acids. The record is from RefSeq and is a predicted model, not a curated record. The transcript is spliced from 6 exons. Gene Ontology annotation, biological process: protein localization to plasma membrane. Gene Ontology annotation, molecular function: protein-membrane adaptor activity; signaling receptor binding.
GUGGGCUGGAUCAUCCUGGAUGUUGACUGAACAAACACUAGAACUCAACUUUGCCCUCACACUAAAACAAGCACAAAAUCACUUCUAUCACUGAAGCUGUGCGGGUUAACAUGCGUCAUCCGUGAGAAUCUGAGUGAAGGACUGAAGAAGUGAAAGUUUACUUGUUGAUUAGAUUUCUGUCGCUUUAAAUCAAACGCGCGCGAUGUUCGGCCAGACUUUGCGACCCAGACUGUGUGUCCUGGAAAAGGGCGAGAACGGCUACGGCUUCCACCUCCACGGGGAAAAGGGCAAAGUCGGCCAGUUUAUCCGUCUGGUCGAGCCCGAUUCCCCUUCCGAGCUGUCCGGUCUGCGCGCGGGCGACAGGCUCGUGUUCGUCAACGGAGAGCGCGUGGAGACCGACAACCACCAGCAGGUCGUGGCACGAAUACGCGCGACCGCCGGUAACCUGGAGCUCAUAGUGGUGGAUAUGGACACGGAUCAGCUGCUGAAGAAAUACGGCUUGAAGUGUGUGAAGGAGUUUGUCACGGAAGGUGUUCCGGUGCCUGAGUUUGAUGAGCCCGAGAUUGACGAGGAGAUGAUGGGAAACGGCGAACCGAGAGACUCUCCACCACCCCCGCCGGUACCCGAGAGGAACGUGCAGAUCAUUCCCGUCCACAUCCCUGCAGAAGAGAAACUCAGAUCACCCGUGAGCUCGGAAACGGACUUGAAGCUUCAGCUCAGGCCGCGGCUCUGUGUCAUUAGGAAAGGCCCAAAUGGCUUCGGCUUCAACCUGCACAGUGAAAAAUCCAGACCCGGCCAGUACAUCAGAGCUAUAGAUGACUACUCGCCGGCAGAGAAGUCCGGUCUGAGGCCCAAGGACAGAAUAAUACAGGUGAACGGGGUUUCUGUGGAGGACGAACAGCAUUCACAGGUGGUGGCUACCAUCAGAGCCGGUGGAGACGAAACAUCUCUGGUGGUCGUAGAUCCAGACACGGAUGCUUUCUUUAAGAAGUGUGGCGUGACGCCCACCGCCGAACACAUCACAGGAGCAUUACCUGAACCUCUGCUCAACGGCAACAUGGAUGAUAAGAUUAAUGGAAACGUGGCCAAAGAAGUGGAGCUGAAGGACUCAAAGUCAUCGGUCAGUCCGUCCCCAUCAAACGCAUCCUCCAACGCCUCCCUGACGACUCCACCCACUGAGACUCCGCCCCCUGAGACCGUGGAGGGGUCUAUCGUAGAUGCCAUACCAGAGCUGAAUCUGUCCAUACAGCAGGUGAAGGAACGCGCUCAUCAGAAGCGCUCCAAUAAGAGAGCGCCACCUAUGGACUGGAGCAAGAAAAAUGAACUCUUCAGUAAAUUAUAAACCUCCUGUCAUCCACUUCUGUUUUCCUAAGAGAUUUUAUGAGGUUCAGGUCAGUUGACUGAGUGUAUGUAUGUACAGUGUGUACAUAGCCUACACACAGAUUUAUAUUGUAUUCAGAAUGAUAUAUUUCACUUACUAACACUAUUUUAGUAAACUAGCAAUGGGACAUCUGUGAUGUUUUACAAUCAAGGCUGUGAUGGGAAUGAAGUACUAAUCCCCUGCUCACUAAAUACUGCGCAGUAUACAAUGUAUACUGUCUGAUGUUGUUGUUUUUAUAAAUUGUAAAUGAAAUUGAAUCAUAGAGAGGAUUGCUGUUAAAAAUCAUGCUCGAUGUUACACUGAAAGUGAAAGGUCAAGGCGAUCACGUUGCAUUAUGGGAUAUAAUAUUCCAUGCAGUGUGAUAUGUUAUCUAGUACAUUUUUUUCAGGUAUACCUUAUAGUUGACAUACUGUGUAGCACGAAAUGUGAGUGUGUUAGUAUGCUAUUCCAUAUCUAAUCCACUGUGUAUGUGAUAUUCUCAGCAGGUGUGUGUGUGCAGGGUUUGAUGCAUGAAGCCCUGCUGAGGUGCAAAUGAGUUAUAACCAAACAAUGAUGUUCAAUAGGUGUUUGACUAGAAAUUCUGUUAAGAAACAUUUAGCUUUUAUAUAAUGAAGGACCAAAUGAACAGCGUCAAUAGAAAUGCAUCUUAAACUCAACUUUCACGGUCAACCAAUGAUUGCAUUUACAAUAUGAAAUGAAUGACAGAUCAUUUACAGGAUAAGCAUCUUCACACAGCCUGCGUUCCGGGCACUGAGGUAUUUUCAGACGCCUGCCAUUUAAUUUGUAUUUUUAUAUCUGUAGUGCGUGCUAUUGCGUAAUACUGCACUUUUUUAAUCACUGUGAUGAAUUCAUUCUUGUAUGCGUGCACAUGUAAAUGUAAUUUCUUUGUAACAAUAAAUGUAUAGCUCACACACACCUGGCACGCAAUGUAAUGUGCAUGUAACCGUAUGUCAUGUAUCAACAUACCCGUCGCUCUAGGUAAAAGUAAUUUUGUUCGAUGCGUGUCAAGAGCAUUUCAAUCGAUUUAAAUCUAUAUUUUAUCAGCUCCAAACCAUGAAAAUGUCAACUAAAUGCAAAAGGGUCAAAAUUCGUACUCUUUUCGAAGUACUUAAAUGUCAUGGCUGUACAAUAAAAAAACAACAAACAAAUAUCUAAAUUCAUUUAAUAGAAAUUGAAAUGAAAUUGAACUAAGGGAAGUCAAUGAAAUGCAAAAACAACACAGAAACCAAUUCUGAUGGUUCUUACAUCAUCUGUUAAGACAACGAUGUGCAAUGUGACCUCACUAAUGCAGUAAGAAACUGGAUCUAUACCUGACAGAUGGAUUUGGUACUGAAUGAUUAUUAUUUCAAAGUAAUUAAAACAGUAAUUCAGAACACAUAUAAUUAUUAACUAAUAACGUCACUAAUAUAUAGUGGCAAGAUACGCUUGUCCUUAAACUGGUUAAAUGUUAUGUUGACCUCAGAUAAAAAAAAAGAGAUCACAGUAAUUAGACAAUUGGAAUAAAAUAAGAAAGUUGAAACAUGUUUGGCAACAGUGUGGGAAUUCAACAUGAAGAACAUCCAUAUCAAACCAUGUGCAACGGGGAAAUGUCUCUGGAUUCAUUUUCAUGACUUUAGCUGCAAGAUCAUUCUGUUAACAUUAGCCAACAUUUGAAUAAAAAUAUACAUAUACUUUGGUACAACAAACAGAUUUGCUUCCCAAUCAAAUAUACUUUUUAGUGUACAAUAUACAUAAUUUGAUAAAGUUUAAAUACUAUUUAGACUAAUAUAAGUU